Messenger RNA from Cordyceps militaris CM01, 1458 nucleotides. Its product is annotated as longevity-assurance protein. NCBI's taxonomy places the organism in Eukaryota, Fungi, Ascomycota, Sordariomycetes, Hypocreales, Cordycipitaceae. The record is from RefSeq and is a predicted model, not a curated record. Gene Ontology annotation, biological process: ceramide biosynthetic process. The transcript has 6 exons. The coding region runs from base 1 to 1458 and encodes 485 amino acids. Gene Ontology annotation, molecular function: sphingosine N-acyltransferase activity. Gene Ontology annotation, cellular component: membrane.
AUGCCCCUUUUGGGGGAGCCGGGGGGCCCAACGCCGCCUGGGCUGGCUCCUCCUCUCAACCGUCAGGUAAUCGAUAACUUGGCUGACAGUAUCAUCAUCAUCAUCAUCAUCAUCAUCAGCGUGCCAGGCCAGAAAAUGGACAAGGGCGCCGCUGCCGCCGCUCACAAGAGCAGAGGCUCUAGCCGGCCGAAGAAGCGAGGUCCCGUCCAGAGUGGCGCUGCAAAAUGGCUGCUCAAGAACCAGUUCGGUGUCUCGUUCAAUUUGCUGGCCCUCUUGUUUCUCUCGCACUGCUUCAUCCCCGCAUCGCGGCAGUACACCACCAAGUUCUUCUCACUGUCCUAUCGCAAUGCGCAGACGGGCAAGUAUGCCGCCGGCUACGAUGACUUCUACUUCAUGACCUUUUGCAUUGUUCUCCUGACUUGUCUCCGCGCCGGCUUCAUGCACCAUGUUCUGGCGCCCCUGGCUCAGCGAUGGGGCGUUGCUGGUAAGAACGCUACCCGCUUUGCUGAGCAGGGCUGGAUGCUCAUAUACUACAACGUCUUUUGGCCGACUGGAAUGUAUCUCUACUACAACUCUAAAUACUUUGGGCAUAUGGAGGAGCUCUGGACCGACUGGCCGCAGCGAGAAAUUGGCGGCUUAAUGAAGGCCUAUAUUCUUGGCCAGUGGUCUUUUUGGAUCCAGCAGAUCCUGGUUAUUAACAUUGAGGAGCGUAGAAAGGAUCACUGGCAAAUGCUGACGCACCACUUUGUUACCAUCGCCCUGAUGGCCGGCUGCUACGCCUACCAUCAGACUCGAGUCGGCAACCUGAUUCUUGUCUUGAUGGAUGUUAUUGACCUUUUCCUGCCGCUCGCCAAGUGCCUUAAAUACCUCGGUUUCGGCGUCAUCUGCGACGUAGUAUUUGGCGGAUUUAUUGUCUCGUGGAUCAUCGCGCGCCAUGUCCUCCACAUUCUUACAUGCUGGAGCGUCUACACGGACCUUCCCCGCAUCCAGAAAGAGGUUUGCUACCGCGGUUCGGCCGAUAACCUCCAGGGACCGUUUGCCAUCCCCACGAGUGGCUGGUCCCAUCUCCUAGAGCCGUUCCGCGACCCCCAAGGCGUCGUUUGUUUCAAUAACAACAUUACGUAUGCCUUCCUGUCUUUUCUUCUUUUCCUCCAGGUCAUGAUGAUUAUGUGGUUCACGUUUAUCGUCAGAAUCGUCGUGCGCAUGUUCCAAGGCAAGCCAGCCGAGGACGUGCGAAGCAACAGCGAGGCGGAAGAUUCGGAGGAAGAGACAGAGGACGUCGAUGAGAUGGGGCGGCCGCAGUACCUGGAAAUGGAAGUGGACGCCGAGGCGAUCAACUGGACAGCUCGUGCCAGCGCGGCUCAGGUGAGCAGCUCCGGCAGCAGCGUGCACUUUCGCGGUCAUACGGACCGCAAGGAGCUAUUGAACCGCAUUGGGUGCGGCAAGCAAAUUGAGUAG